UGGCCGUCCCCUACCAGAGUUGACCUCUCGAAAGUGGUGUGAUUCUUUUCGUAUUUGGAUCUGUAUUUGGUAAUGAUUUCUUGCGUCCCCCGCGUCUUGAACUGCACGAUACAAUAUUUCCUGCUAGGCCUACGGAUACCCAUUGAUCGCUUUAUUCCUGGACCCUUGAGUCGAGGCCGUACUUCGAAGCCUACUGUGAAUUACUUAUUGAGCGACAUUAAUAAAGAAGUUAUGAAAUGGAUGAAUUUUAUAAACCCCAGAACGGUCCAAUAUAUCACAGAUAUCCGUAUCCUCCGGAAUGGAGAAACGCGAUCCCGAAUGAUCUCAGUGAUGCUAACGAGACAGGUCAUUCCAGUGUACUUGCAAGUACUUAUCAGCUGCCUACGACGAGCUCUGUGAGGUCGCCGCGAUUUCAUGAGGUCCAUGAACCACAGGCUCAAAGUCAAAGCCACUUGCAGCCUCGUUCAAGCCCGACGAUCUCGGAUGUCCCACCCUGCUCUCCAAAGCGGCAGAGGACGUCUGAUUCAAUGGCAAUCACGGGCUCCUUUCCGUUGCCAUAUAAACCUCCAUCGGACACUUACUCCUAUCAGCGGACCCCUUUGCAGCAUAAUACGGGAGGGGUCUAUGGGUAUGAACCAGACAGAUUGUACCUUACUCUGCAAAGGAUUCAUCUGUAUCUCCUGGAAGUUCGAGCAGAACAUCUCCUGAUAUCCACACCAGCAGGUUAUAUGGGCUUUCUCACAUAGAUCAAGGACAACACGGGGCUAAUAAAACUGGGACAACCCUCUACCUUGCCAGCUGCCCUCUUCCUUCAAAGUUUCUGGAUGACAACGAUAAUCAUGAUCAAUUUUU
Molecule: messenger RNA, 852 nt
Organism: Talaromyces proteolyticus
Lineage: Eukaryota; Fungi; Ascomycota; Eurotiomycetes; Eurotiales; Trichocomaceae
Exons: 4
Coding region: 237-746 (169 amino acids)
Source: RefSeq, a predicted model, not a curated record